Messenger RNA from Choloepus didactylus (southern two-toed sloth), 1270 nucleotides. RefSeq names its product paired related homeobox 1 (gene PRRX1). The transcript is spliced from 4 exons. Gene Ontology annotation, molecular function: DNA-binding transcription factor activity, RNA polymerase II-specific; DNA binding. The coding region runs from base 149 to 886 and encodes 245 amino acids. NCBI's taxonomy places the organism in Eukaryota, Metazoa, Chordata, Mammalia, Pilosa, Megalonychidae. The record is from RefSeq and is a predicted model, not a curated record. Gene Ontology annotation, biological process: regulation of DNA-templated transcription.
CUUCCUUCCCUCCCUCUUCCUCUCUCUCUCUCUCUCUCCACUCCCCCCUCUCUCUUCCCCACUCUGCUCCUCUCCCCCCUCGCGCCCACAGCGUUUGGUGUUGAUUCGAGCGGGAAGAGGGGGGUGGGUGGGAUCGGAGGGGGAGACCAUGACCUCCAGCUACGGGCACGUUCUGGAGCGGCAGCCGGCGCUGGGCGGCCGCUUGGACAGCCCGGGCAACCUCGACACUCUGCAGGCGAAAAAGAACUUCUCAGUCAGUCACCUGCUAGACCUGGAGGAGGCCGGGGACAUGGUGGCGGCGCAGGCGGACGAGAGCGUGGGCGAGGCGGGCCGGAGCCUGUUGGAGUCGCCCGGUCUCACCAGCGGCAGUGACACCCCGCAGCAGGACAAUGAUCAGCUGAACUCAGAGGAGAAGAAGAAGAGAAAGCAGCGGAGGAACAGGACCACCUUCAACAGCAGCCAGCUGCAGGCUUUGGAGCGUGUCUUUGAGCGGACACACUACCCUGAUGCUUUUGUGCGAGAAGACCUCGCUCGCAGGGUGAACCUCACCGAGGCCAGAGUGCAGGUGUGGUUUCAGAACCGAAGAGCUAAAUUCCGCAGAAAUGAAAGAGCCAUGCUGGCCAAUAAAAAUGCUUCCCUCCUUAAAUCCUACUCAGGGGAUGUGACUGCCGUGGAGCAGCCCAUCGUACCUCGUCCUGCUCCAAGACCCACCGAUUAUCUCUCCUGGGGGACAGCCUCUCCGUACAGCGCCAUGGCUACUUAUUCUGCCACAUGUGCCAACAAUAGCCCUGCACAGGGCAUCAGCAUGGCCAACAGCAUUGCCAACCUGAGACUGAAGGCCAAGGAAUAUAGUUUACAGAGGAACCAGGUGCCGACAGUCAACUGAGGAAAAACAAAUAAUAAAACAGGCCUAAGAAGAAAUCAAAAACCAUAAUACACCUAUCCUGCUCUGACAUUUCUUCAUCUGCUGGGGAAAAAAAAAAAUCAAAACAAACAAACAAACAAAAAAACAGCACUAAAAUAUUGGGACCAUGGCAGAGAAAAGCAGGAGAGGAGCAAAAUGAAAAUUAGUUAACAAAUGUUCCUCCUCCCUCUGGGAUACUACCACCACUUGUUUCUGCGUGUGUUUAUUUUAUUUUCUUUCCAUUCAUGCUUUGCUUAAUAUACUCCAAGCUUUUUCAGUUAGGUUCAGCCCACCUACUCCCAUAAUUGUAUGAGGUUUAAAAAAAUCUACAGCAGCCAAAGAAACCAUAUAUAUACUCAGAAUAAG